This is a messenger RNA of Exaiptasia diaphana, 2888 nucleotides long. RefSeq lists its product as uncharacterized. The record is from RefSeq and is a predicted model, not a curated record. Lineage: Eukaryota; Metazoa; Cnidaria; Anthozoa; Actiniaria; Aiptasiidae. Gene Ontology annotation, cellular component: membrane. Bases 222 to 1913 code for a protein of 563 amino acids. Gene Ontology annotation, molecular function: wide pore channel activity. The transcript has 9 exons.
UCCAGGCCUGAUUCUGAAUGUACAAGAAUGUACGUUAAAUUAUGGGAGCUKACUGAGAAAGGGUGACCGGCGCAGAACUCUUGCCCUAGGACGAGAAGGAUCAGAAAAACGGCGUAUCUACUUGAUGUACUCACUCUCAUCGUCGAUGUGAACUUGAUUGGAGCAGCAAUGACUAAAAAGAAUGAUAUAGAGAUGAGUAUCAACCUGCCAAUCAUACCAAGAUGAAGGCAUCAUCUAAAGCAUGGCUACUGGUGUUGGUAGAGCUGUCUUUAUUUGUGGUCGAUCAUCAAGCCCCAGUUCUGUAUGUAUGGCAUAUGCCACCAGCGGAGGUGCAAAUUAURGGCAGAGUGGACGCACCAACGGCGAGUGUUGAGAAGGAUCUUUCACCCUGGAAAAGAAACGCGGUUUCUGAACCUAAAAGUCGACCUACCACCAGACCAAUCCGCUCCCUACCCCCCCAGAGUAGCCAACAUGAACAAACCAAAAACUUACUGCCACAACCCCAGAAAGAAAAAAACCCCAUACCACCCCAGCAAGAAAAAGACCACGUACCACCCCAGCAGGAAAAUAAACGUGACAUAAGCUUGGAGGAUAUAUUAAUAGAAGAAGACCAUAGAAGACUGAGGGGGGAUGGAAAAGUCAAAGGCAUUCGUAAAAAGAAAAUUCACCACAAGAAUUUAAAAGAUCAAGAUACAGGAUGGCCAAAUGGAACGUACGGACUACCGCGYGCUAACUCGGGCUGCCCAUCGAGUACAGGAUUCGAAUGGGAGACAGGCUUCCGUUUUCAAGACACCGAAGACGACUUCACAGAUAAUCAGAAGUCUGAUAGCUAUCAUCUCGCGGGAAAAGUCAGCGAUGAUGGRAUAAGACAGGAAUUUUGUAUGAAGACAAACCCGUAUGGAAAUAGAAAUUGGCCCGAAGGUAAAUAUUGUAUAUACAAGAAAGGAGCACAAUGCCCUAAAGGUCUAGAGUCUGGAUUCGUUAUCUGGGAUGAUGAAAAUAAGGACAACAAAGAUUCUGCUGAGGGGACCCUCCCUGAGGGACGUUUCAGUGAAGAUACCAAGAUCUUUUUCUGCUGYAGCGCAACAGGGGACUGGGACGACCCUAUUGUUCUACCUACAGACCGUCCAUUUUAUUUGUUUGCUUUCGAAUCAAACAAGUGUCAAAAGGUCGAAGGAAUGGAAGCCGUGUCUGAAUUCAUUAAGUUUGAUGACCAAGAUCGUGGUAAUACAGAUUACGAAGGUGGCUUUUAUCCUUAUGGAGUCAACAAAGGAUCCAAAGACCAUACAAUAUUCCUGUGUUAUUAUACACCCAUUGGAAAAGUAUGGGACAGCAUUGUGGAAAUAGCCCCAAUGCCAACUCUAGUAAAACCCAAGCAUAAAUCMACAAACUUCAAAACAAAGCAAAAAGGCAAGAAAAAGAAAAUUGAUAAACUUGAAGAAAUGGAGAAGCUUCGCAGCUCUGAGAAAAUGAUGGAUGCAUUUCUUGCUGCGACAUCUCAGCACAAUGAAGAAACAGACAAGAGUGAACGAACAAAGACUAUUAUCAAAACAAUAAGAGUCCCUGAGCGUGUCAAGGACAGUACGACCACAAUAAUAGCUACUACAAUGGGUGUAGUUCUAGGUGCCUUAAUUCUAGGGUCUGCAUUACUCAUCAUAAUAUCGCGACACAUUAGAAAGCGUCACGAGGCACGAAUAGAUUCAAUGGAAGAUCACGAUAUAACGUUCUCGAACUCUUCACGGAGAAGCAGCUUUGCUACGUCAGAUGAYGAGAUUGAACUAACUGAAGGUGACUACGAGGAUGAGCUGGUAGAGGACCAGUAUUUACCCUCUGACUCUGAACUGAAGUCUGGUUUAGAGCUGAUGUUCCUCAAACAACAGAGACAUUAUUGGACUAAAAAUAAGAAACCAUGACAUGGAAAGUGUAAAAUAUAAGACUGUUUACCAAGUAUCAGAAAGCGCGAUCUCUUGUUGGAAAACAGUUUCCAGAAAUUUGUCAUAGAGAAACUAUUUAUACAAGAUGAAUGGUCGCAAUGCACGAGUUUCAAUUUUGGAGAAUUAUGGGUGCAAUUCAUGGAAAAGCGCACCGUGGAUCUAAAAGGAUAGAUAUAUGGAGUGCUCAAUCAUUGGCCAAGUCAUUCAGAGAACAACUAUCCAAGAACAAAGGUCAAUACGGCAGGUGAAGAUAAAUGGUCAUAUUAAGGAUGUGUCGAGAUGGUCARCUUUAUUGGCAUGAAGGUCAGCAUGAGUUUUAACUGCGCCUUAAUGUGUUUAUCCAGGCAAUAGAAAGGCGCUGCUAAUGACGCAGCAAAGCUGAUAUAUAUACCAACGCUAUGGUCGUUUGCAAAUCAUUUUUUUAUCUUCUUGGAGGCGUCUUGUAUAAUAGACUGCGGCGUUGCGUUGUUAAUUUUAUGAUGGUAUGUAAGACCGGUUAUCAUAUGUCAGGACUGCCGACAAUACUCCGAUCAGUUAUCGAUCCAAUCAUGUUACUACGGUUUGUUAUUGAAUCGAUCGUACUUAUUCUUCUGUUUUCCUGAAGGCUUUCUAAUUGUAGGUUUCUGCCAAUCGGUUUGACUGGAUGGCAGCGAUCUAAUAUCGAUUGUUUUCUGUAGUUCAACUAUUAGUCGACGUUCAACUAUCGAUUAAUCUGUAACUUUUUUGAAAAUCCCAGACCAUUAAUCAUAACAAUGCAUUUCUAAAUACCAUAAAAACAACCCUUCAAGGACGGUGAACUGUGAAUUCUCUUGUCAUAACAGUUGUGACAAGGUGAAGUCUUUCCAUGAGAGCGGAUUUUAAACAAUACAUUUAUAUUAAAGAUUUGUAAAUAAACAAUGAAUUGCURGGGCUUGCAAUGCAUCCCCUUGAAUAAAGAGUUUUAUAACCAAUGAA